CUCUCUCUCUCUCGCUCUUGCUCCCUCCCUCUCUCUGUGUGUUACCGUCUGUAUUUCCUGUCAGUGCUCAGGUGUGUCUCAGUCUCACCUGUCUGUCUGUCUGUCUGUCUGACUCGAUGAUGGAGGAGACAGUCGGCCUCGCCGCGGUGACCGUGCUUGGCGUCCUGGAGCAAGGUAAGCUGGGAAAUGUGAGUGUAGAUGGACAGGUGAUGAAACAUGAAGGCUGCAGGUGAUUAAUUAGAUUAAUUAGAUGUUGAGUCUGUUCUGAGUUCAUUGGAUGUUUUUAGUUUUUAACUCGUCUUUAUUUAAAUGAUUUGAUCCCCGAGCGUCGCCUCGUUUGUUUAUUUGACUGUUUUUAUGAAUCGACUUUGCAUUUUCUACAAACACAGUUUGAACUUUGAGCUGCUGCUGUGUGUGUGUGUGUGUGUGUGUGUGUGUGUAGCGUAUUUCUCUCUGCAGGUGAUCUACUCCAGGAGGAAGCACUCCGUGUCUCCGCCCGCCACCUCUGGGCCGCCGGAGUUUGAGCGAGUGUUCAGAGCUCAAGCAAACUGUUCCGAGUACUUCCCGAUCUUCAUCGUCGUCCUGUGGACGUCCGGAGUCUUCUUCAGUCAAGGUCUGUCCUCAGUCUGCGGUCUUCUCUAUCUUCACGCUCGUCUUCGAUACUUCAGAGGAUAUUCACAGUCAGCACAAGGACGUCUGGCUCCGCUGUACUUCAGCGCUCAGGUUCUGUGGGCUCUGAUCGGGUUCUCGUCUCUCGGCGUCGUCUUCACGUUCUGCCGGGUCUACCUGAACCUGGACCUGCUGCAUGGGCUCUGCUGCGCCCUGAACCUCGUCUGAAGGAGCUGACGGAGGUCGAAGGUCACGAGGAUGUCAUGACAUCAUGACGGAGAAAAUUAAGCUGAAACGAAGCUUCAACGUUUAUCUAACGUUUAUCUAACGUUUAUUUGUUUUUGAAUUUUUAUUUAAUAAUUUAUUUCUUUUGUAAAGUUUGUCACAUUUCAGAUUUAAUAACAAUAUAAAAUCUUAAAUCAUUAAAAUCAGUUUUGUCUUGAACGCAGACUCUGAUUGGUCUGAAGUCACGUGACCACGACCUGUGCAUGUUUCUGAUUGGUUGAUUACUUUGUGUUUUUAUAUGAUUGGAUGUUUUUUUUACAUUUUUUAAUGAUGAUGAUAAAGUCGACCUUUGACCUCUGCUGACUGAACUCUGUGACUCCACCUGUCCACCAGGUGUCUCUCUGUCCUGGUCUCAUGUUUGACCACAUGGGGGCGCUCUGUCACCUGAAGAAGAAUUUAUUUAAAUAAAAUGAUAAAAAUAAACAUGAAGACAAACAGCUGAUCAGAUUCAGACGAGUUUUUCCACUUCCAGGGUACAAAAGAAGGAAAAGCCUACGUCCUUUCCUAGACCUCGAUGGAAAAUGUCUCAAGGUCAUAAGGACAGAUGUGAAGGAGAGGAGAUGAGGACAGAUGUGAAGGAGAGGUGAUGAGGACAGAUGUGAAGGAGAGGUGAUGAGGACAGAUGUGAAGG
Molecule: messenger RNA, 1525 nt
Organism: Larimichthys crocea (large yellow croaker)
Lineage: Eukaryota; Metazoa; Chordata; Actinopteri; Sciaenidae
Gene: ltc4s
Product: leukotriene C4 synthase
Exons: 4
Coding region: 358-837 (159 amino acids)
Biological process (GO): leukotriene biosynthetic process
Cellular component (GO): endoplasmic reticulum; membrane; nuclear envelope
Molecular function (GO): leukotriene-C4 synthase activity; glutathione transferase activity; glutathione peroxidase activity
Source: RefSeq, a predicted model, not a curated record